AUGUUUGGCGUUUCUUUCAGUUCUGACAAUGGCUUGAUCGUAGAAUUCGUAUAUGCAAUAUCGGAAACCCCAUUGUGUGUCCUAAUAGAGACCUCCUCUUCGUCCUUGCUCUUGCUAUUGAUAUUCCGAAUCAACUCACUUUGGAGGCCAGAAGAGGUAAUAUCUGCUGACGUAGGCUCUGCUUGUGAGUUUCGUAUAUUUGUAAAGGUAAAAGGAGAGGAGGUUGCUGUUACCGGCUUUAUAGUAAUUGAUGGAAGCAGGAUAGGAGAAGAUACUGGGAUUUGGGUGGAGCAAAGGGCUGGUGGCACAAGUGGCUCAACGGACAAUUCAGUCGAUGCACACUCCGACGUUAUAGCUUUGCUUGAAAUGGACUGCUUAAACUGCUUACUCUAA
Molecule: messenger RNA, 393 nt
Organism: Protopolystoma xenopodis
Lineage: Eukaryota; Metazoa; Platyhelminthes; Monogenea; Polystomatidea; Polystomatidae
Source: the annotation of a GenBank genome assembly